AUGGAAGCAAACAAUUAUGCUUACGAGUGUGAUGUCACUUCUAGCGGAAUGUAUGGACACUGCGACUAUUGUCACCGUUAUCCUCCUUCGACUACGGAAGUCAGCGGCGCUAGACUCUGUUGGAACUGCUUUCAUGAGAAGUACCCAGGAGUUCAAGCAGAAUUCCAAGUCUCCGAUGCCACUUUCAAAUGCCUGGGCGAAUACUGCGAGGAAGAAAGCCUCUCUUAUCGUCAGUAUAUUGCUGGAUCUUGCUGUUCGGUCGCCUUGAAUUUUACAGUUUGCAAUGUGUCCGACACAGCUUUCUUUGAAAUCACGAAAUUGUAUAAAGAAUCAAGGAGAGAGCAAGAGUCCGCUGAGAAAGAGUCGAUGGCAGCUGAAGAAGAGCUCGAAGACGCGGAAAAUGAGGUUGAAAAAAUAAGAAAGUCCCUCAUAAAGGCAAAGGCAACGGUCAAAUUUGCGAAACGAAAAGCUAACGCUGCUGAAAAGAAUCUCAAAGAAAGACGAAAUUGGAGUGAGACGGUUAGAAAACGUGCUCUUGUCGUUGCGAAUGAUGCUCUAGGAUAUGAUGUUUCUUCUCAUGACGCCUGCGAGAUAAAGAAAGAAGAAGAAGAGACCGAGAUGCACGAAUGCAGACUGUGCUAUAAUCCUUACGGCGAUGAGCGACCUGAAGCCGUCGUUAUUCCAUGCGGAUACAAAGCCUGCUUCAACUGCCUAUCGACUCUCCCGCGGAAAGUAUGCCCUCACUGCCGAGCAGAGUUCACUGACGACAAACUUCUCAAGCUCCACUGA
Molecule: messenger RNA, 789 nt
Organism: Oikopleura dioica
Lineage: Eukaryota; Metazoa; Chordata; Appendicularia; Copelata; Oikopleuridae
Source: the annotation of a GenBank genome assembly